This is a messenger RNA of Peniophora sp. CBMAI 1063, 924 nucleotides long. The record is from the annotation of a GenBank genome assembly. NCBI's taxonomy places the organism in Eukaryota, Fungi, Basidiomycota, Agaricomycetes, Russulales, Peniophoraceae.
AUGACCCCUCCACUCAGCGACUUCCACGAUGCAAAGUUUCCUCUGCAUACUCAUGCUACUUGCGACUGCUGCAAGCAGAUGCGUCGAUGUGCAGGUCCAGAAGAAGGCUCGAUGAAGCUAGCUCGCUGUAAAGAGUGCCAGGUUGCUCGGUAUUGUUCAAGAGAAUGUCAAGUUCAGGGAUGGAAGGGCGGGCACAAGGAUGAGUGCAAGGAUUUCCAGAACAAGCGCAACAACGCGGUUCUUGCGUCCGGCAACCCGCGAGCGUGGGCUGAGUUUGCGCAGUGGCGCGAGUACCACCACGACAGUAUAACGAAUGCAGCUCUAUCGCACUACAUCAUGGGUGGCAAAGGAUCAGAAGCCGACUAUACAUUGCACAUUCUUCUCCUCUAUCAAAACGACGAUUCGCUCCCUGUAGAGCGGAAGUUCCGCAUGCAAGGCUGCCGCUUCGUCCAUAAAACCCUCUCCUACGCGCCCGACGCCAAUUAUGACCCACAACAUCUGAUCCCGCCUGCCAAUACGAUGCGUGCGCUCAUGAUGUUCCGCCAGUACGCCGCACGGGACUUGCAGGAGCGGACGGGCGCGCGGCGACCGCCGCGAAUGGGCUCGUAUCUUCUCACUCUCAAGUUCGGUCCGCCCGGUAUACUUGAACCUGCCGGCCUUCAACCCUUCUUUCGCAUCUUCGCUUUCGCGGACGAGCACCUUAGAGCAAAAGUGAAUGAAGAACGUCUACCUGCGCAGAUACUCGAGAGGAUCUUCCUCAAGGGAAGAAAGCAGAGGUUCUGUUGCGGGAAGAUACCCGGCAUGCCCUCUUGCUGUUGCGGUGGCUGGACACACGAUAAACGCAACUUGGCAAAACAAGACGAGUCCGAUCAGGAAACCGAUGGUGAUCAGCCCAGCAUGCAGCUUGUACCAGGUACCUUCUAA